Messenger RNA from Closterium sp. NIES-67, 4577 nucleotides. Lineage: Eukaryota; Viridiplantae; Streptophyta; Zygnematophyceae; Desmidiales; Closteriaceae. The record is from the annotation of a GenBank genome assembly.
UCAUCAAGAGUUCUAUCCGCCCCAACCACAUUCUGCAGCCUCAAGAAAGCCUCUAAAAUCGACCCAUGUCAGGUCAUCGGCUGAAAGUUAGCUUUUGAGUCGACUCAAAAGUCAUCUAGUUAGCUCCGCGUUGUCGACGCUUCCCUGGUCCGCUUGCUUCUGCUCUAGUCACGCGUUUCCAGUCAGCGGGCCUUUGCCAUCCCGAUCUGCUGAUUGUUUCGUUUAGAAGUGUCUUGAUCCGGUCAUGAUAUUCGCCGUCGUCCUUAGUCUAAUACCCGUUAAAAGCGUCCUAUCGUAAUGCGGAAGAAGAUCGCAAAUUCCGAGCUGAUCCUGCGGGAGAGCAUGCUUGAAUGACCCUAUCGCAGAUUAGCGACUCGCCAUUGUCGCUGCUUCCCUUUCACUUGAAGACAUUGGAUCGUCGUAGAUUCUCCAAGUAACGUCCAUCACCACCGUUCGUUCUGCCACUCUCCAAGUUCCUGGUGUACAAUACGCAGCACAAGAUCAUGCUUGUAUCGCAGUAGCCGACAUUGAGGAAGCAUUUUUUUCUGUCUCGAAAUCAGCGACGUUCGUAGCAUUCUAAUCUCUUGUCUGAUCGUGAAGGCAAUUUAUCCUCAAAAUGAGGCUACACCCCAGUAAAGGAGGAGCCGCCUCCUUGAGAGUAGGCUCCUCUCGCGCCGUCUUAGCCUCUCGCGUACCCGUCCCUAAGGGACUCCGGCCAAAACCCCCUCCGUUAAUCGCUCUCUUCACCUCCCCCGCGUUCUUCCGGCUUUUAGUGGUCCUCCUGGCUCUCUCCUUCCUCACCCUAACUGUUCUCUCUUUUGUCGAAAUCGAGGAAGACACUGUCGAGAACGCGAUCACCCGGCAGCUUAUGAGUGCGGACGAAGACGACAAAGGCGGAAAGGGAUCGAGCAAUGACCUAGGGGUUCACCUCGCGAGAGACGAGGAAGAGCUACCUGAGCAGCUGAAGCAGCGGCAACGGCAGCUAGACGGCGGAGACGGCGGAGAAUCGGGGGAAGCGGGGGGAGCGGGGGAGGGGGGCGGGGAGGACGAGUCCGGCGGGGAGUCCGGCGAUCAGAGCGACUCGCUGCACGUGCACGUGCAUCUGAUCGCGUCGUGCGACGUGGAUUCGGUGGAAGAGAGCCUCGACAUGCUGCAGAGCAAAGUGCUCUGGGACGAGCACUACGUCCCGCUCACGGUUCUGCUGGACUGCCACGACCCCAAGUACGAGUCAGCAGUAAUGCUCGCCACUCGCCGCGUGCAGUGGCGCUUUGGGCCGUACACCGUCCGAUCCAACGCCCCUUCCAUCGAAACCACCACCGCCAGAACCGCUGCUGCGGCAGGCCUCAGGGGAGGGAAGGGCGCUGGUGCAGGUGCAGGCGCGGGCGCAGGAAAAGCAGGAGGAGGAGCAGGAGGAGGAGGAAGUGGGGGUGCCGGUGGUGGUGGUGACGGGGAUGAUAGCGGGUGGACUGUUGUGUUUCCGCGAGACCGAGUCACAGCUGCUGUUUUCCAGAGGCGAAGGCUGCUUGGGUGUAACGAGACGGGGGAUGGAAGCGGGAGCAGUGGGAGCAGUUGUGGCAGAAACUUUGGGUUCGGGUUUAACGAAACUGGGGACUGGGUAGAGGGUUUAUGGGCACCUGGAGGGCUUGCACAGGGCCAGACUGAUGUUCUGCUGGAGGGGUUAGGAGAGGGUAGUGUGGGUCUGGGGCGGCACCUGUUAGGUAAAGCGGCAGUGGUGCCAAAGAAGGGCGCCGGUGUCACAGCAAAGGGGGGUGCAGUUAAGGGGGCUGCUGCCAAGGGUGGUGCAGCAGCAGCGAAAGGUGCAGGAGCAAAAGCUGGGGCAGCCAAGGCUACAGCUAAGGCUACAGCUGCUGCUACAGCCAAGGCUACAGCUGCAGGCACCAAGGGAGCUGUUGCAACAGGCGCAAAAGCAGGAGCCAAAGCAAACAGCGGCGGGGGCAAAGCAGCCGCCACUGCCACUGCUGCUAAGUCUGCUAAAACAGCUGCUGCUACAGCCGCUACAACAGCUGCUACAGCUGCUGCUACAGCCGGGUCUGCACCCAGUGCCAGCAGCGAGCUGACAGCCCUGGGCUUUCUGGAUGCCUGGCGGCCGAAGUCUGCCCUGGGGAUCGCCUUCUACCUGCGGGACUCGGCGCGCGUGUCGCCCUUCUUCUACCGCUUCCUGGUCGACUCAGUGGAAAUGCUAGCAGGGGCGGCACCCCCCAGCGACGAUGGCAGUGACAAUGUCGUCGAGCUCUACUCCUCACCGCCUUUCUCCACGCUGUUUGGCAUCAAUAUACUGGACCCAGCUACUGUACCCGUCCCCCAGCAGCCCCCACCGGCGUGGCACCUGCAUCAGUCUCUCACCAUCGACUGCCAGUUCGUCUUCCCAACCCCUUGGGAGGAGAUCCUGCACUGGCGCCGCUCCUUCCCCAAUGCCUCCUUCUCCCUCUCCUCCUCAGUCACCCACCUCAAAGACGCAGCGUUUGCCAUCUCUGCUGUAGCAGCCAGCCGGGAAGGUUCAGUGAAUCUUCAGGGGAAGUUCGGGGGGCGGGGAAGGGCGGAUCUGGGGACGGAUUACUUCACCAAGACGUGUCAGGCGGAUUCGGUGCAGCAGAUACAUUCGUUACUCGAUAGCCACGGGCGGUUUAAUCUCCUCGCGUCGGAUAUUAACGGGAGCAGUAUGUGCGUGUCGCUGGCACCGAUUCGGAAGCAGGAGGAGCGAGUGAAGGGGAUUAUGGCCGCAGCAGCCAAGGGGAGACGGAAACUGAACAAGAAAGAGGUGGCAGAGGUUGAUAAGGCGAAAAAGGCCAGGGAGACGGUACUCUCGAGGCUGUUCGACGACCCGCAUUAUGCCCUGGGGAAGGAAAACCCUAGAGUGGUUCGAGCGCUGGAAAAGAGCGCGGUAAGCGCCGACGCUUUGCUAAGAACGCCCCGAACAGACAUGUGCGGGCGGCACGUGCGGCGGGGGUUGUACGCGCAAGACGUGAAGGGGCUGAGAAAGAUGCUGUCAGUUAUUCACCAUAACAACACGGUAGUGGCAGUGAUGACUAGUGUGGGGUUCGCUGACAUGCUCACCAACUGGCUGUGCUACGUGAAAGAGCUUGGUUUCACUAAUUUCUUUAUCAUUACGACCUCUGCGAAACAGGCUCUGGAUCUGUUUGCGAAAGGGCAUGCUGUGUUUCUCCUGCGCCCCUCGUUUAUCCACCUCAACUCCUCUCUCCCUAACUCCCUCUCCUCCUCCUCUGGUGCGAAUGCGGCUGCUGCUGCGCACUUGAGAGCAGAAGCGUAUUUGCAGAGCGCAGGGGGGACUGGGGGGGGCGGACAGCAGCAGCAGCAGGGGCAGGGUUUACAACAGCAGCAACGUGGGGGUAGGACCGGACGCGCGUUGCUAGGAUUUGAUCCGGCCGGGCUGGGAUUUAUGCAAAAAAGCCAACAGCUAGGGCAUCUAGAGCUAGCAGCCAGCAGCGUAGAGAACAGACAACUAGGGUUCGACGACCACGUAGAGGAAGGAGAGGAAGGCUCAAUGGCCGAAUGGAUGGAGGGUAGGCACGGGAGCAGGGUACUGAUGAGUGCUAGUGGCGGUGGUGGAUCAAGAGGGGAAGGAGGAGGAGGAGAAGGAGGGGAGGGCGGGAAGCGGAAGGUCAAGUGGGGGUCUCGGCUGGUGGCUGCAGCGAAGGCGAUGAAACGGGCGGCAAGGCGGGUGGCGACUGCGUCUGGUCUGAGGCGCACUCCCAACAUCACUGUGCCGUUUUCGAUGGAAUAUGGCGGGAUCGGGUACAAGCAGCUUCUGCUGAAGCGCACGCGAUUGGUCGGCUCGAUUCUCAGGAUGGGGUACAACGUGCUCCUGGCUGACGUGGACGCGGUGUGGCUGUCAGACCCUUUCACUCACAUGAGGAACAAAUCAGUGGACAUAUAUGGGCAGCUGGAGCCCUCUGGCGAGCUGUGCGGCGGAUUCCUCUACCUGCGGUCCACCCCUCGUGUGGUAACCCUAUGGGACCAGAUUACGGGGCUGUACACGCGCACGUUCAACCGCAUGGCCAAGGAGGCGCUGUACAAGAAACCAGAGGAGAUGCAGGCUUGGCUCAAGCAAUUCGAGCAUCUGCACGAGCAGCGGUACUUGAACCAGCUGGUGGGGAAGAGGCGGUCGAAGGUGCGCGUGCAAGGGCUCGACACCCUCAUGUUUCCAAAUGGGAAGGAGUUUUUCGUUCAGCGCGCUCCACAACAAGCAGGGAUCGCACCAGUGGUGAUCCAUAACAACUACAUCAAGGGGAAGAAGGCCAAGAUUCAGCGGUUCAAGGAGUUUGGCUUAUGGCGAGCCGAUCCAACCGGGACCUCGUGUCUUUGCCUCUCAUGUCCAGUGCAGACUGGGGCAGUACGAGGAGCCUUGGGCCGGCACUAGUUAUAUAGCCUUAGCCCAUAUGCAUUGCAUGAAAAAUAGGUGGCUAUAUAUGUUUCCCUAUGUUGGAUGUGAAUGGAAGCGAGGGGCACACUCAAUCGAGCUUCGAAUUAGUGUCGGAACAAUACAAAACAGUUCCUGCAUAAGGCUGAUUGAACGUUAAACAUUUGUCCUUGUAUUC